Myripristis murdjan (pinecone soldierfish) is the source of this 2563-nucleotide messenger RNA. It is a transcript of the gene slc35f2, whose product is annotated as solute carrier family 35 member F2. The transcript is spliced from 10 exons. NCBI's taxonomy places the organism in Eukaryota, Metazoa, Chordata, Actinopteri, Holocentriformes, Holocentridae. Gene Ontology annotation, biological process: transmembrane transport. Gene Ontology annotation, cellular component: membrane. Gene Ontology annotation, molecular function: transmembrane transporter activity. The record is from RefSeq and is a predicted model, not a curated record. The coding region runs from base 225 to 1364 and encodes 379 amino acids.
UAGAUUGAUCCGGACUACAUGAAUGGAUGCCGCAUGGGCUCCAGCUGCUAUAACACAACAUGACAACAUAGUAUAUUUAAUUACAGGGGGCUAUUUUCCUGAGACUUGUCAUGAAUGAAGCGGAAUACGGAUGCACAGGACAGUGCUGAGAGAGGCACACUACAUUCCGGAGGAGAUUAUUUGGUGUCCUGCCCUGCCCUGCACAAGGAUUAGCCGUGAAGGAGAUGGAGGAGCCUGGAGAGGAGAGGCAGGCGGCGAGCUGGAGGUCUGCACGGAGGUUUUACAGCCUAAAGGAAGUCUUCACAUGGCGUCUGCUGAAGACCAUCGCCAUGGGCCAGGCCUUGUCCCUGCUGAUCUGCGGGACGGCGGUGAGCUGCCAGUACCUGGCCGAGGCCGGCGUGGAGACGCCCAUGCUCCAGAGCUUCCUCAACUACGCCCUGCUGCUGCUCACCUACACGUCCUACCUCUGCUCCAGGAAGGGUGACGGGAACAUUUUACAGAUUUUAAAAACCAAGUGGUGGAAGUAUCUGCUGAUGGGUCUGACAGAUGUGGAGGCCAACUACACGGUGGUGAAGGCCUACCAGUUUACAACCCUGACCAGUAUACAGCUGCUGGACUGCUUUGUGAUCCCGGUGCUGAUGGUGCUGUCCUGGUUCCUCCUGAAGACCCGCUACAGGCCCGUCCACUUUGUGGCCGUGACUGUCUGCCUGCUGGGGGUGGGGGCCAUGGUCGGGGCCGACCUGCUGGCCGACAGGGACCAAGGAUCCAGCAGUGAUGUGCUGCUGGGCGACAGUCUGGUCCUGCUGAGUGCCGUUCUGUACGCCGUGUCGAACGUUUGUCAGGAGUACACCGUCAAGAACCUGAGCCGUGUCGAGUUCCUCGGCAUGAUGGGUCUCUUUGGCACGCUCAUCAGUGGGGUACAGCUGGCUGUGCUGGAAACGAGAGCGGUCGAGGCGAUAAAGUGGGACCUCAAAAUCAUCAUGCUGUUUGCAGUCUAUGCCCUGUGUAUGUAUGCACUGUACAGCGUCAUGCCCGUCGUGGUGAAGAUGACCAGCGCCACGGCGGUCAACCUCUCCCUGCUCACCGCCGACCUCUUCAGCCUCUUCUGUGGCCUCUUCCUCUUCCACUACACAUUCUCCGGCCUGUACAUCAUCUCGUUUGUGGUCAUCACCUUGGGCUUCAUCAUGUUCAACGCCGUUCCCACACACUCCGCCACGACCGAGUCGGACUCCAGAGGCGGGAACUCUGGCGACCACACCGCCAUGUUGGCCGAUCAGGCGACGGGAUCCUCAUCCGACCGCCUGCUGCCAGAGGAGAAAGGCGGUGAGAGAGCCGAGACGCCGGCGGUGAUCGCCAUACUUUGACUCUGGAACUGAACCAAAGUGGAGAUGACCAGGGAGGCGAGGGCCGUUGUAAAAAAAAAACACUGGUGGACUCAGAGGCGUCUUUGGGUGCCAAGAUUCUCCUUCUGUUCUGAGACAAUAGGCCAAAUCACCUUUAUGUUACGCUGACAGCUUUCACUUGAAGGUAGAAAACUGGCUGUUCAUUUGAUUUGUGGAGGCCUGUGAGGUCGGCAAAUUGGAUGAUUUCCAUGGUCAUUAUUCAGCUGUAAUGGUGACGUUCAAAGAUGUUCAUGGCCUUAAAACCUGAUAUUUCUUUUUUACGAUUUUUUUUUCCUUUAUUGUUUAAUAUUUCUGUAUGUUUCUGCUUAGCUUGUGUCUUUUAAUUAGCCAAAAUCAAUUCAACAGCGCCAUCUCCAGGCCGGUCAGCAGUUUAAGGAGCAAGUUUGCUCUUGUCAGCUGUAAACCUGAAACCUCGGGUUAGGGUUAGGGUGUCCACUCUUCACCGUUUGCCGCUGCUGUUGGUUUUUGUUUUCGCCCCGUUACGUUGCUGCACGCUGCUGAACUCACACAGAUUCGAUACCGAGGUUUUCUACCCACAAGUUGUUUAAACAAACCUUGUGAUUCGGUCUGUAGAGCUUUUGCUCUACAUUUAGGUCACUAUGCACAAGUGCACACUUCAUUGUAUUUUGCCAAACAUUGUUUUUGGGAUGUUUUGCUUUCUCAUACUGAGAACUUGAAACAAACUGCAGUCCAGCUUGUAGGACAUCUCAUACUGCUGGUCAUGUGAUGGUCUCCAGGUUCCUGUUUGUAUAAAAAUGACUUAAGUUUGGUUUAUUUUGUCAUUUUAUUUUUUUAUACUGUUACUGAUCUUGAUUAAAUGGCAGUAAUUAUUGCAUUUUUAAGCUGCUAACUGUGCAGUAAUCAGUAAUCACCAUACUUUUUUAAUCAUGUUUUUUUUUUAACUCUGAAUCCUUUUGUCAUUUUCAUCUGUUGCUUGUCUGUUUUCUAAAUAUUUUAGGAGACACAUUGUUUUAUGAAAAUGUUUUUUUUUUUUUUCCCUUUUAACCUAAUCAUGUAUGCUGCUGUUAUUUUGAAUUUGUGCAAAGUUUACCUGUAUUUAUUCAGAAAGCGGUAUUUAUUUUUGACAGUAGCGCUGUUACAGUUUUGACAAUCUCAUAGCCUUCUCUCCUUUGCUCUGCCAAAAUAAAUGGGUGAUAACA